Molecule: messenger RNA, 225 nt
Organism: Perkinsus marinus ATCC 50983
Lineage: Eukaryota; Perkinsozoa; Perkinsida; Perkinsidae
Product: latent nuclear antigen, putative
Exons: 3
Source: RefSeq, a predicted model, not a curated record
AUUAUAAAAAUGAUGAUGAUGAACAUGACGAUGAUAAUAAUAAAUGUGAUGAUGAUAAUGAUAAACAUCAUAAGAACGAUGAUGAUGACCAUGAUGAUGAUAAUGAUAAACGUAAUGAUGAUGAGCUUAAGGAUGAUGAUGAUUCUACUGUGAAGUCUGCAAAAGAGUAUUCGUUACUCUUCAACAACUACAACAACAUCUACAAAAUCAAAUACAUAUCGAAAA